Cyprinus carpio (common carp) is the source of this 2811-nucleotide messenger RNA. Its product is annotated as uracil nucleotide/cysteinyl leukotriene receptor. Gene Ontology annotation, molecular function: G protein-coupled receptor activity. NCBI's taxonomy places the organism in Eukaryota, Metazoa, Chordata, Actinopteri, Cypriniformes, Cyprinidae. Gene Ontology annotation, cellular component: membrane. The record is from RefSeq and is a predicted model, not a curated record. Gene Ontology annotation, biological process: phospholipase C-activating G protein-coupled receptor signaling pathway; positive regulation of Rho protein signal transduction.
CACUAAAAUCCACCUCUGCUCAACAGAAGCUGCUGGUUCGCUCUCACUUUUCAGGCAGCAGAGCUCUCUCUCCUCUACUCUGCUCAAGACCGUCACUACUGCGCAGGCUGUUAAGGGAUCAACACUCUGUUACAAAGAUGGAGUCCCCCCUGACAGAACUUCCCACAUUGCUGCCCAAUCGAUCCAUGGAGAGCUGCCCACCUGUGGACAGUACAGUGGAGAACAUGAUCUUUGGAUUCUACUACAUUAUAGUUUUCCUUCUGGCGCUGAACGGCAAUAGCCUUGCCCUGUGGAUCUUCGCCCGCCAUAGAGGAAACUCUUCUCCAGCCAAUGUCUUCCUGCUUCAUCUUGCUGUCGCUGACCUGUUUUACAUCUUCGUUUUACCCCUCAGAGCCACUUAUCACUUAACUGGGGGACAUUGGCCAUUUGGUGAAAUUCCCUGCCGUCUUGCAGGCUUCUUCUUUUAUGUCAACAUGUAUGCCAGUUUGUACUUCCUAGCCUGUGUUGCAGGUGAUAGAUACCUUGCUGUUGUACAUGCUGUUCGUUCCCUCAAGGUCAGGCGCCCUCUUUACGCUCACAUAGCCAGUUUUGCACUAUGGGCUUUGGUGAUAGUGUCUAUGGCGCCCCUACUGGUCACCAAGCAGACUGCAGAAGUCAACGGCUCUACCAUAUGCUUGCAACUGUACAGAGAAAAGGCCUCACGGCAUGCCCUCGUCUCUCUGGCCGUAGCCUUCAUGCCACCUUUCAUUGCCACGCUUUCUUGCUACCUGAUGAUAGUGAACAGUCUGCGGAAAGGUUCAAGGCUGGAGCCAGCACUGAAACUCCGAGCUCUCCGCACCAUUGGUCUGGUCAUGCUUAUCUACAUAGUGUGCUUUCUGCCCUAUCACUUAAGCCGUGCAACCUUCAUCCUGGGUUACGGACACCCAGACUUAUCCUGCCAAAUCAAACGAGGACUAGCCCUGGCUAACCGGCUUACUUCCUCUCUCACCUGCCUGAAUGGGGCUUUGGAUCCCCUGGUCUACCUGUUUGCUGCUGAGAAGUUUAGGGAAAGCGUUCGCAGAAUUUUUUGCAGAGACAAGUCAGGGGGGUCCGGCACUGCAAGCGGGGACCUGAAAGGUACACAUGAGAGCUCCCUGAACGCAAAGUCUGAGUUCUGAGCGAGCGAUUAAAAUCUUAAAGAUGGUUUGGAUAUUUUUCAUUGGAUUUAGUGAUUCGGCCUACACUUACUCAGUAUAUGGUCAAUUAAAGAUCAGGAACUUUUAACAGCCUUAUGUAUAAUAACCAAGCUUGUGAUUUGGGCAUGUUAAAGUAACUGUAUGUAAAUUUAAAGAUCAGUUACAGCAUCACUCUGUGAUGGUACACUGACUUAAGGCAAAUGGCAAAUUUUUUUCCAGAAAUUAAAAAGUAUGUGACAUUUACGCGCAAUCCCGAAAUGUUAACCACUGUUUCCUCAUCGCUGUCAUUUUUGUUACGUUAAUUUUGUUAUUGAGAGGAAAGCGCGCAGCACAUUAAAUAUUCAUCACAACGUCGCUCUCAGCAAUGUUGGAUGGCAUCUGGAUGUUCGCUUGCAAAGGUAUUUCCAAUUUUUUAGUUCUAAGGAAAGAACGAAAAAAGAAUUUCGCCAUGACCAGGUAUGACUCACACAUCCUGAAAAGUGAAGCUGCGGGCUCUUUGAUCGCCCCCUGGUGGCUGGCUGCAGUACAGAUCAUAAACCCCGCCCUCUCCAUGCAAACGAAUGGGACUUGAGUCAAAAUAAAAAAAAUACUUUACACUUUCAAUACAAUUUUUUGAAAGAUGGUUUGGUCAUUUAAGGUACGCUGAUAUAUGUUCAGUUGUAAAUUAUAUUACAAUUUUUGCGUUUUUUUAACUAUAGGGCCACUGAAUCACGUUCAAUCUCUUGUAUGUUACGUGUGCACUAGUGCGAGCACGAGCAAAUAAGUUGUUGGCUGCAGUUCACUUAACGGCCACCAGUACUUGCUAAUAAUUACAAAGGUUUCCGAAUUGUACAUAAAGCCUUUAAUUGCACAGGGCUCCAAAGUUGCAAAAAUACCCAAAACUACAUAGAGUUGCUUUAAAGUGAAAGACUGUAGGCUACAAGUGACUGUUAAAUAUCAGUCAGUUGCCAGAACACAGUGGACGAGGACUAAAAACUGCAUCAAGGCUCAAGAAGGCCUAAACUGUGUAUAAGACUGUGUUGCCUUUUAAAAAUUAAUGUUGUGUUUUUAUUAGCAUAUUACCUGUUUGCUAAUGACGUGCUUUGACUGUAUAUUUUGCAAGCACUUCCUUCUUCAUGAAAUCAGUGUAAAACUAAUGAUUUUCAUACUUGGUGUAAAAACUGCAUAUAUAAUCAUGUUUUAUGGUCCCCAGGGGGAUUUUCUGGUUAUAGCACCAUAAGCUGUGGUAAGAAUGUGUGAAGGUUAACAAACCAGUGAGUCGUCGAAAUGAAUACUACUUUUCUUUUUUACAUUCCUUGAUGGCUUUUUAAUAAUAUUUGUUAUUAAGACUAUUUAGAUGCAUGUGUACUUAACACUAUAUAGUCAAUUAAUAUCAUUAAUUAUACCUCUUAUAGUUUAAGGUAUACAAGUAAAGAUUUUUAGUGGCAUAUAAUACUGGUUUAGUUUUCACUUGUUGUAAUGAAGUUGUAUCAUUAUUUAUAUUAUUUUAAUUACUGUAACCAACUGGUAUAAAUAUAUUUUAAGUGUUAUCAUACUUAUUUCAUUAUUUUUUUUCUGUAUUUCUCAACUAAAAUCCAUCUAUGAGUCAAUUUGUAAAUGCAUUUAAAUCAGCUGAAUAAAUGUUUUUAACCUCAAA